This is a messenger RNA of Tarenaya hassleriana, 1921 nucleotides long. RefSeq names its product SPX and EXS domain-containing protein 1-like. The record is from RefSeq and is a predicted model, not a curated record. The coding region runs from base 304 to 1704 and encodes 466 amino acids. Lineage: Eukaryota; Viridiplantae; Streptophyta; Magnoliopsida; Brassicales; Cleomaceae. Gene Ontology annotation, cellular component: membrane; cytoplasm. The transcript has 15 exons.
UACCAUGCGUUUUUAUUUUGUUUGAAAACGCAGGAGUAAGUUGCACGAAUCUCCUCGCAAUUCACAAGUCACGAGAGCGUUUCCCGAUCUCCUUUUUCCUUCUCCAUCCAUCCAUUUCAGAUCCAUAGAAUCCGUGAAGAAGAAUAUCCAGCUUCAUCGGCUCUUUCUCCAGGUGUGUUUUGCAGUGUUCGCGGUUACCAUUUCGCUCCGACUUUGCUAUUUCGAGCAUGGUCGAGUCUUUGCUACAUUAGAAAAUGGGCAUAUCGACAACAAAAUACCCACAAUAAUCAUGAAACUCAAAGAAUGUUUGAAAAUCCAGCAACCGUCCCUUCUAACAGUCCUCAUCUCCGAAAGUCUGGUAGCAAAUCUGUUUUCUCAGAUCUAGGUGUGAGCGAGGUUCUAGGUAGCAUAUCAGAUAUGGGUGACUUGAAGAGUUCUAGCUCACCCCGGCCUGGAACAAUGAUGGCGCCUUCCCCUAUAUUCUUGUGGAGGUUUAAGGUCCUUUUGUUUCUCCUAUGGUCUCUCUGUUGUUGCAAGAUUGGAUGGGAUUCAGUCAUGAGAAUGAGUGUGGACUUGCGAGAUUUAUUCUUGUACGAGGUGUUUCUUUACUACAACCCUCUUCUUCUAGUGACAAUGGUGGUUUGGCUCUGGGGAGCAAACUUGUGGGUUUUUUCUCAAGGAAGUGUUAAUUAUGCCAAAGUCUUUGACCUUGACCAGAACCACCUUAGUCAUAGAGAGAUAUGGAAGUGUGGAAUGUGGAUGACAAUCAUCGUCCCAACUAGCAUGACAGCGUAUCUUUAUCUGUAUUCCCAUGGAGAAGUAUCAUUGGCUGCUUCACAACCGGUGCUCCUGUACCUUGCUAUUGCUUUGGUUCUGAUAUUUCCCUUUGAUAUUUUUUACUUGUCGACUCGAUAUUUUCUGCUGAGAACAUUAUGGCGUAUAGCUGUUCCACUGCAGUCUAUUACAUUUCCGGACUUCUUUUUGGCAGAUAUUCUGACUUCUAUGGCAAAGGUUUUGUCCGACUUAGAACGAUCCGUAUGUCGGAUGGUACACAGACAGGUUGCAACAAUAGCUUGGUUUGAAGCUGAUUCUGUCUGUGGCAGUCAUCAAAUCGCAAUUCCAUUGGUUCUUGUUUUCCCGUACAUCUGUCGUCUUAUGCAAUGUGUCCGGCAAUACAAGGAUACAAAGGAAAAAUCAGCUCUUCUGAAUGCUCUCAAGUAUUCAACAGCAGUGCCAGUGAUUUUCCUUUCCGCCCUCAAAUAUCACGUCCUGCCAGAGAGUUGGACCUCAUUUUACCGACCCCUUUGGCUUUUCUCGAGUGUCGUCAACUCGCUCUACUCUUUCUACUGGGAUGUAACCCGAGAUUGGGACUUGAGCGGUUUCACUAAGAUAUUCAAGUUCAGCCGACCAAGUUACUUAUCAAAUCUGUUAUACGGCCGCCAAUGGGUGUAUUUUUGGGUAAUAGGAAGCAAUCUGGUAUUGAGAUGUACGUGGACAUACAAGCUAUCAGCGCAUCUAAGGCAUAACUACAUAACGGUGUUCACAGUAUCAGCGUUGGAGAUACUGAGGAGGUUUCAGUGGGUAUUUUUUAGAGUGGAGAACGAGUGGAACAAGAUCACUAAAUCUAGCCUCCAACAUCAAUUGGGUGAUAUCUCUCUUGAACAAGAGAAGUUGCUCUCUUCUGCUGCCAACCUUCAUGUAUAGUCUACCAUGUCUUAGCUUUCCUUUUUUGGCUCCCCAAACUCCUCUCUACUUUUUUUUCCCUCUCUUGAAUCAGAAUAAUUCAAUUUAUAUCUGAACUCUGGGAUCUGGAACUUCGCAUCAGGGAAAAAGUUUUUUUUUUUUAAACAAUUGAGAUUCUGUGAGUGAAUGCAUAGAAGCAAAAAAGGGAAAAAGUGGGUAAAAGGUGAUAUUCUUACUA